CCCAGUUUCUAGAUCCCUCCUGUGCAGCAGUGGCCAGCGACAGCCAACAACCCCUUGUUCUCUCUUGUGCCCCACAGUUCCCGUCUCAGAUGAGGAUUCGGACGCCAUGGUGGAUGACCCCAACGAUGAGGACUUCGUUCCCCACCGCCCCCGGCGCACCACACGCCUGUCCCUGCGCAACCAGGCAGCCCGGCGAGCUGCCCGCUCCACUGUCGCCAAGAUGUCUUGCGCCAACUGCUGGACCCCACUGCAGAAGGGCCAAACAGCCUACCAGCGCAAGGGGCUGCCCCAGCUCUUCUGCUCCAGCUCCUGCCUCACUACCUUCUCCAAGAGGCCUCUCAGCAAAAAGAGCUGCACCUUCUGCAAAAAGGAGAUCUGGAAUGCCAAGGACUCCGUGGUGGCUCAGAUUGGCUCGGGCAGCUCUUUCCACGAGUUCUGCUCUUCUGUGUGCCUCUCGUUGUACGAAGCCCAGCAGCAAAGACCGACACCACAGUCAGCAGAGGCCUCAGACACUGUCCGUUGCAGUGUGUGCUACAAGGCUGGAGAAGUGAGCGCCUUGGCUGUCUGAGGAAGUAUAGCCGGGGG
Molecule: messenger RNA, 585 nt
Organism: Zootoca vivipara (common lizard)
Lineage: Eukaryota; Metazoa; Chordata; Lepidosauria; Squamata; Lacertidae
Source: RefSeq, a predicted model, not a curated record